Messenger RNA from Anolis sagrei ordinatus, 2736 nucleotides. RefSeq names its product ganglioside GM2 activator (gene GM2A). The record is from RefSeq and is a predicted model, not a curated record. Gene Ontology annotation, biological process: ganglioside catabolic process; lipid transport. Gene Ontology annotation, cellular component: cytoplasmic side of plasma membrane. NCBI's taxonomy places the organism in Eukaryota, Metazoa, Chordata, Lepidosauria, Squamata, Anolidae. Gene Ontology annotation, molecular function: lipid carrier activity; enzyme activator activity.
GAGAGAGAGAGAGAGAGAGAGAGAGGAGGGACACAUCUUGGUCUUGGCUGGACGGGCAGGCAGCGCUCUCCAGACCCUCUCAAGCUCCCUCUUCUCCUUCCUUCGCAGGAUGCCUUCCUCGGCGCUCGGGCUGGCCUUCCUGGCCUUGCAGCUGUGCCCAGCUGUGCUCGGGGGAGCCUGGCAGCGCUUCGCCGUCUUGGACCGAGGGUGGCCCGUGUUCGCCACCAAGGUUCAGAAUUUUCAAUGGGAGAACUGUGGUCCUUCAUCAGAACCUGCUGGGAUUAAGAGCCUUUCUGUAAGCCCAGAUCCCAUUGCUAUUCCAGGAGAUGUCACAGUCAGUGCAUGUGUCUACACCAGUAUAGGUGUCAUUUCACCUUUGAAGGCAGUAGUUACUCUGGAGAAGAGACUUGGUGAAAUGUGGUUAAAGAUCCCCUGCAUGGAUGAACUUGGGAGCUGCACGUACGACGACAUUUGUGCCAAGCUGGACAGUCUUAUCCCUCCAGGCACUCCAUGUCCAGAACCCUUGCUGAGUUAUGGCAUUCCUUGCCAUUGCCCCUUUAAGGCGGGUACUUACAAUUUGCCAUCCUCUGAUGUCUACAUACCUGACAUAGAGUUACCUUCUUUCCUCACCAACGGAGACUACAGGAUUCAGGUUGUAAUGAGUAAUGGCGAUCAAGAACUUUCCUGCAGCAAGAUCUCCUUCUCCUUACACUCAGGGAAGUGGUGGCUUUGGUGAUCACCAUCCAAGCAUCCUUGGGUCCAAAUGCCAUAUUGCCUUCCUGCUUUUUCUGUCCUGUUGAUAUUAAUACUGAGAAUAAUUUUGCAGCCUUAGGGGGGGGGGUAUUGUUUUUUAUGAUUCCUCUUAAAUCACUUGGAGAAACAACUGGAUGCAAUGAAGAAAGGAUUAUAUAUAUUUUAAUCAGAAAUGUAUGGGCAACCAGUGUUCAUUAAUAGUUUAGGAUAUUUGUCCACAUGGGAGGGUGCAGGAGGAGUAACAUUCAUGGGGUCAGUGCAGUUCCCUAGCAUGCAUACAUGCAGUAAAACAAUACAUGCAUAGUAUUUGCACAUUACAAAAUACAUUGAAUUCCACUGCAUUCCUGGUUCCUCAUAAUGGAGUCUUAGAGAGAUGGGAUAUGGGAAGGGAAUGUGUCCUGAUGACAGGAAUUCACCAAUAUAUACAUGAAGGACGAAGCCAAUUUCUGCUCUUUUGAAUCACAGCUCUGAUUAACCAAGCAGGCCCUAGUACAGAGAAGCUUUGCCUUACCUAGUCCAUCUGUCCAGUUGAGAUGCUCCUUCAUUAUCCUUCAUUCCAUACACUGGAUGAGCAGGCAAUUUUGAGUGCUCCUUUAAUCUCACCUUGUGCUUCCUGGGUAUCGCUUUCCAAGGGUGGGACAGUGGAGCCAAGUGAAAGAAGACAAUGAAAGAGGAAGUCGGGGACUCAUCCACCUCUGAAAAACCACCAACUUUCAAUAUCCACAAUCUGCUAGAGAUCAUGAACAAUUGUUUCACUUACCCAGCUUUGUCUUGGACGAUAGACUUGUUUUCUGAAUGUAAUAUUGGUGUUUGCUUGGGGAAAAGUAGCUUGGAAUGUAAAGCAAGCAUCAAAGGCAAAAAUGCAGUUUCAAAAAGUUUGAGAAGCACUGCCUUCUGCCCUAUGAUGCGGAAAUAUGGUGUUGUUGUUUUUUAACUUCCUCAACACUUUGCAAUGUUAUUGGUUGCAAAGGAGAUGGGAAUGGGACUUUUCUUUCAGUUUGUCUCUGGGAGCUCUCAAUUGAGAAUCAAAAAUUUCUGAAAGGAUAUAUCUAGAGCAGUGGUUCUUAACUUUUUCUUUGUCACAGACCCUCUUUAAAUAUAUUUUGUUGCUGUGGACCAUUAAUUAUACAAUUCUCCAAGCUGAGCUGACUAGAUCUUGUCUCCUCGCUCCACACCGCCAUGUCUUUUGGUCACUAAAGUUGCAUUUCUACCACUGUCAGUCGUAGUGGAGCAAGGGGUCUGUCGACCACAGGUUAAGAACUGCUGAUUUAGAGUAUUUGUGUGUGUACCAAUGAAUAAAGUGGCACCUUUCCUUCUAUUUCGGAUUUCGUUUCUUCUCAUCUAACUAGAAGAAGAAAGAUGUUUGUUGACCUUCCAUUUCCUAAGGAACCAAUUGAACCCAUGUUCUGAUAGAAGUCCUAAAACUCAAGGGAAUAUUUUAAGCAAUCUGACUGUCUUGUGAAUAUUGGAAGCACAAGUUACCAAGCUGUUAUUAAUGAAAUAUGAUGUACAGUUGCUAUAUUACAUGCUGACAGUUUGCGUACCAUGUUUUGUUCUCUUUGACAGAUGGUUAGAUUUGUUUUGUUUACAAUAUUAUUUGCCGUGUGGAUCUGAGAGGCUAUGAACAAAUAUACUUGAUAUAUGUUACAUGGGAUGGAUUGGCAAAAGGCUGCUCCAGCUGGAGAGAAUAUCUAAUCUCAAUCUUUUAGAGUUUAUCUGAUAGACAUAAGAGUUAAUCCCUGUAGUGUUUCUGAUUGGUUGGAGACACUGGGAACUCUUCCCUAAACACGAAUGUAGGAUUGAAUAUUUAGAUGCAUUCAGGCUUUUUCUCUCACCCUAGCUUUUCUUAAAUUUGUACAGCACUCAUCAUAGGCACUGCAGAUUCCUGUGAAUUUAUACCUGUAGGCAUCAUCACAGGUGAUAUUACAUACAUUGUCCUAGAUGUCAAUAAACACAAACAUAAUUCUGCCUUUUGCAUUUUAA